Messenger RNA from Parasteatoda tepidariorum (common house spider), 1203 nucleotides. NCBI's taxonomy places the organism in Eukaryota, Metazoa, Arthropoda, Arachnida, Araneae, Theridiidae. The record is from RefSeq and is a predicted model, not a curated record.
UACAAUUUUUCAUUUAUGCAUUUAUUUAUUUUAUUACCAGCAAGUAAUCAAGCUCCGGCACAUAGAGGUCCAGUGCAUCAAGGUCAAGUACAUCGAGGUCCAGUGCAUCGAACUGCAAUCCGUCAUCGAAGACUUUCAGUUGAAGCGCAACCAGAUGGUUUAGGAAACAUUCUUCCCGUAGGCAAGCUGCUUAAUAACUUAGGAAGCACUGUCAAUCUAAAAAAAACUCUUGGAGGCCUUACAAAUGCUCUUGACCUAUCCGAACUUCCAGUAGUAGGCUCUUUGGUUAAUGGUGUAGAAAACACUGUAUCAAAAACUGUUGGAGGUCUUACAGACGCUCUUGACCUAUCUAAGACUCUUGGAGGCCUAACAAAUGUUCUUGACUUAAAAAAAACUCUUGGAGGUUUGACAAAUGUCCUGGAUCUAUCAAAAAUUCUUAAGGGUUUAACAGACGUACUCGACUUAUCAAAAACUGUUGGUGGCUUAACUAACCUUCUUGAUCUAUCAAAAAUUCCAAUUGUUGGACCCGUUGUUGGAGAUUUAGCUGGAGAUUUAAAUCUCAACCUAGGGGGAGGUGAUAAAGGAUCUGGUGCAGCUGGAAGUAAUGAUGCUGGUGUGGUAGGAGGACUAUUGGGCGGAAUUGGAGGAGUUACAAAUACUCUUGGCUUAGGCGGUGGAACAGGUGCAGGAACGGAAUCUGGUGAGGCGCCAAGAGGAAUAAUUGGUGGUCUCUUGGGAGAAAAUGGAGAUGGCUUAAUAGGAGGCAUCUUAGGUGGAAUUGGAGAUUUGACAGGAGGUGUUCUUGAUUUAAAUAAGAUACUUAAGGUUCUUGAUUUAUCGAAUUUGCUCAACCUUCUUAAAAAUCUACAGUUAGGAAGUCUGCUAGAUCUUAAAGAUCUACUUGGUGGCUUAACUAAUAUUCUAGAUCUAUCACAUCUUCCAGUUGUAGGACCACUCCUGGAUGAUCUCGAUUUGUCAACACUUCCGGUUGUAGGACCACUUGUUGGACAAGUGGAAAAUCUAUUGUAGAUUAAGAUGUAGCUUUUCCGAGUCUUUUGUCUAGCGGAAAUCGCAAAACUAGAAGAUACUGUAUUUUUCCAUCUGUCAAUCUGUCACAAUGCAUGCUUGAUACUAAUAAAGAUUCACGAUAAAAAAAGUGUAUUUUAUUUUUUUAACCAGCUUAACAAGUGCAAAUAAACAAAA